ACGGAAGGCUAGGCCGGGCCAGAGGCUGUCGUAGCUUCAACCAGUCAGCCCAGAUCUGUCUGGGGCCCACCGGAGCCAGGCGGGGCCUGGGGCUAAGAGGAAGCAAGACCGUGGUGGGGAAGAUGCGGCCUGUGCUGUGGACGCUUUGUGCAGUCUGGGUAACUGUCAAUGCCAUCUCUGUGGAAACCCCAACGGGUGUUCUUCGGGCUGCCCGGGGAAAGAGUGUUACCCUUCCGUGCACCUACCUCACUUCUGCCACUGACCGAGAUGGGUUUAUCCAAUGGGACAAGCUUCUAAGGACUCAUACGGAAAGGGUGCUCAUUUGGAAGUUUUUGACCAAAACCUACAUCUAUGGUGAGCUUUAUGAGAACCGUGUCCAUGUAUCGGGCAACGCUGAGCAGUCAGACGCCUCCAUCACCAUUAAUCAGCUGACCAUGGACGACAAUGGCACGUACGAGUGCUCAGUCUCUCUGCUGUCAGACCUGGCUGGCACUUCCAAGUCCCGUGUCCGCCUCUUGGUCCUUGUGCCCCCCUCCAUACCAGACUGCGGCAUUGAGGGAGAGACCGUGAUUGGGAACGACAUCCAGCUGACCUGCCAAUCAAAGGAGGGCUCCCCGGCCCCUCAGUACAGCUGGAAGCGCUACAGCGUCCUGAACCAGGAGCAGCCAGCCCCAGCAGGUAAGGGACAGACCUUGUCUCUGAAGAACAUCUCCACAGACAUGUCGGGUUACUACAUCUGUACCUCCAGCAAUGAGAUGGGGUCGCAGUCCUGCAACAUCACCCUGGCAGUCAGACCUCCCUCCAUGAACGUGGCCCUGUACGCGGGCAUCGCGGGGGGCGUGGCGGCGGCCCUCAUCCUCAUCGGCAUCCUCGCCUACUGCUGCUGCUGCCGGGCCAAGGGCGAGGCCCAGGACGCCGAGGACAACAGGCCGAAUCGCGAGGCCUACCGGGAGCCGUCAGAGCAGAUGGCCGAGCUCUCCAGGGGGCAGGAGGCGGAGGACGACUACGAAGACCAGAGGAGCGACUACGAAGACCAGAGGAGCGACGGGCGCCAGUCCCCCGAGCGCGCUGACCCGUGA
Molecule: messenger RNA, 1079 nt
Organism: Ceratotherium simum simum (southern white rhinoceros)
Lineage: Eukaryota; Metazoa; Chordata; Mammalia; Perissodactyla; Rhinocerotidae
Source: RefSeq, a predicted model, not a curated record